AAGUGUGAAUCAAUGCUCUGGACAUCAUCUUUCAUCCCAAUACUACUGUUACCAGUGGUGAUUGGGACUCUUCCUCUACGUCAAGCCCAAUCAAUGCCUUUUGAAUGAAAAACAAAAAAAGACCACUUUAAUACCACGUGACUGCGUGUUUUGGUGGCGGCGCGUCUUGCGGCUCCAUUUCCACGCGCCACUCACCGCAGAGCAGCGGCAGAAGCGGCCGUGCAGAACGUGAAAAUUGUGGAGAGCAGCACCAGCCAUAUCUUUUCCGCUGCAGUCAGUCUGACUUCAACCUCACCUCAUCCCUACCCAGCAAGGACAGGUGCACUGUCCAGUGACCCCUCAGGCAGUGCAGACCUGAGCUUUGUCAGAUCUGCUUCCAUUCACACUUUUCAAUGGUCUUUUUUAUUCCAUAUUAUGUACAGAGUAUUUGAUACCCAAAUGUUCUGCAGAUAAUUGCGUCCUCCCAUCUCCCUAACUGCUGAAUCUACUGCCCAAAGCGGAACUCUAUUCACCAUGAUAGACCGCAUUCUUGAUACUCCCAUUCGCAAGGGCGCCCUUGCUGGCGAGUCAAUACCUCCAGAAUCGGAUUCUUCCGAAGAUGAGACUAUUGCGACCGUCCCGCUCUAUCCACACCUCCAAGCGCCAGCAACACAAUCGUCCACAAUACCCGCACAAGCCCCAUUGUACACUCAAAGAAUGACUCAACCCACACAAUUAAUCGAACGUGCAACCUCUCCACAAAGUUCUCCUCUUCGCAAUCCUCCCGUCGUCCAAGUUGCUACCUCCUCCCCCCUGGCUCCGUCUACCUCUACUCUCUACCCUAAACCCGGAACGCUAUCUACCUCCAUCGCACCCAGUGGUACUCGUUUUCGCCCUCCAGCCAUGGCGGCUCCGGUGAAGAGAACACCCGUGAUUGAUUUGGAGGACGAUGGGCCUACCUACCGCGGUGGCUCCUCAGAUGAUGACGAACACCUCGGAGCGACUGAUAUCAAGCCCUCUACUUUCAUUAAAGCCUCUAAAACCCUUGAGAAAGAACGUGUGGCUGAAUCGCCCGUGGCUGCAAGCAGCUCGGCAAAGUUCAAAGAGAUCACCGCUGCGGCAUUCUACAACCCAAGCGCCACGAACAAACCCCCCGUCAAGCGACAGGCAGAUACUAGUGCCCCUCAAGGUCCUUCAGCGAAACGACCGCGAAGCCACCCCAGCUCGCCUGUUCCUAACGCCCUCAAGCUUGCGGACAUAGAAGAUUUCAAUAUUCGAAUCAAGGUCGAACGGAUUCGCAACGUUUUUCCAAACAAGUCCAUCCAAACAUGCUUAGAUGCGUUGCUUGAGAAAAAAGGAAAUUAUGAAGACGCAGUGGAUUAUAUGGGGAAAUUGGAAGAUUCUGCUCCUAACAUUAUUACCUCUGAAGAUGAGCUUAGUCUCGACCACAAACGUGCCCCAGCAGCUGUCCCCGCCAAACAGCAGAUCAAAGCAAGAACUCGUAUCCAAGAUAAGUGGGCGGCUGGUCAGCGAAUGGGUCAAAAGCCAAACAAUGCUGAACCUGCCCAGUCACGCCGUCGAUUGAUUAGAGGAACUAGGUCUCGUCAAAUUUCUCCUAUUUCUUCUCCUAUUCGACCGACUAAUGCUGGGGUUACUAAGAAACCCGGGCGGCUCAUUAGAGGUAGAAGGAACCGUUCUCCCUCUCAAUCAGAGUCUUCUGCGUUAUCUCUUGUGGAGUCCGAUUCAUCAGAUUCCGCUCCCGAGGAAUCGGAGGACGACGGCUCGCUUCAAGACAAGGUCUUAAAAUUCUUCAACACCUGCUCUGCAGAUGACCUUGCCGAUAUUGCCGAACUUACUCCUGAUCUUACUACCCAUUUUAUGUCCAAACGUCCGUUCACCUCUCUGGAUCAAGUGCGCAAAAUUUCCGUUGAAGAAGCUCAGCCCAAAGUAACGAAAAGCCGGAAACCGAAGAAGCCGCUGGGCGACAAAGUCGUUGACAAGUGUAUCGACAUGUGGACUGGCUAUGAAGCCGUUGAUGCACUUGUCAAGCAAUGCGAAGCUUUGGGCAAACCCAUUGCUGAUGAGAUGAAAAAAUGGGGCGUCGAUAUCUUCGGUGCUAAGACAGCGGGAGAGUUGGAGUUGGUUUCCUUGGACAAACCGCGUUCUUCUCACGAUUCCGGCGUUGGCACUCCUUCCAGUCAAAGCAGUGAAUCUGGCGGGAAGAAGUUCAUUGGACAGCCUUCCAUCAUGAGCGAGAACAUUAAAAUGAAGGAUUAUCAGAUCGUGGGGAUCAAUUGGCUAAGCCUGCUUUUCGAACAGAAACUAAGCUGCAUUCUUGCUGAUGACAUGGGCUUGGGGAAAACUUGUCAGGUCAUCGCUUUCCUCGCUCAUCUUUUCGAAAAGGGUGUCAACGGUCCUCAUCUUGUUGUUGUCCCAUCGUCUACUCUGGAGAAUUGGCUUCGCGAAUUUUCAGUCUUUUGUCCAAAGCUGAAUGUCAUGCCAUACUACGCCGGUCUAAAGGAACGAGCAUUUAUCCGCGAUGAAAUCGAAACAAACCGUGAUAAUAUCAAUGUUGUCAUCACUACAUACACCAUUGCCAAAGCCAAGGUUGACGCAGCGUUUCUCGCUUCAAUGGAUUUCUGCGCUUGUGUGUACGAUGAAGGACAUAUGCUGAAGAGCAGCAAAUCCCAGCUUUACAACAAACUUAUUCGCAUUCCUGCGCAGUUUCGCCUCCUUCUCACAGGAACUCCACUGCAAAACAAUCUCCAGGAGCUGGCUUCCCUAUUGGGAUUCAUUCUACCUCGUGUGUUCAAGGAACGGAAAGAUGAUCUUGAAUAUAUUUUCAGCGCAAAAGCCAAAACGAUUGACACCCAUUCCGCUCUACUAUCAGCACAGCGAAUCGCAAGAGCAAAGUCCAUGCUUACUCCUUUUGUCCUUCGCCGCAAGAAACAUCAAGUGAUUGAUUUGCCGCCUAAAAUUACUCGGGUUGAAUAUUGCACAAUGAAUGAUGCGCAGCAAGAGAUUUACCAAAACGAGACGGAAACAGUUCGUCGUAUCAUUGCUGAACGCGCAGCUGGCAAGAAGGUUGGAAACAAAUCAACAAAUAUUCUUAUGAAACUGCGACAGGCUGCGAUUCACCCGUUGUUUUAUCGUCGUCACUACGAUGACAAGACACUAAGUCGGAUCUCAAAGGCUUGCUUAAAGGAUCCAAAGUGGGCGAUGUCGGAUCCGGAUGCGAUCUAUGAAGAGUUAAUACCAUAUAAUGAUUUCGAGUGUCAUACUUUGUGCGCAAACAACUCCGAUUCUUUGGGUAAAUUCGCUCUGAAGAACGACGAGUGGAUGAACUCUGGUAAAGUUGAGAAGCUGUGCGAACUGCUCAAGCAAUAUACGGAGAACGGAGACCGAAUUUUGAUAUUCUCGCAGUUCACGAUGGUCAUGGACAUCCUGGAGCAAGUUUUAGAGACUUUGGAGAUCCGAUUUUUCCGCCUGGACGGCACCACCUCUGUCGAAGACCGGCAGUCAAUCCUCGAUGCGUUCUACGAACAAGUUGAUGUCCCCGUAUUCAUGCUCUCGACAAAGGCAGGCGGUGCCGGAAUCAACCUAGCUUGCGCUAAUAAGGUUAUUAUCUUUGACUCGAGCUUCAAUCCGCAGGAUGAUAUCCAGGCGGAGAAUCGGGCCCACCGUGUGGGCCAGACGAGAGAGGUUGAGGUCGUGAGACUUGUCACGAAAGGUACAAUUGAGGAACAAAUUUAUGCUCUAGGUCAGACGAAGCUGGCGCUUGAUCAACGUGUUGCCGGUGAGGAGGAAGGAGGCAAGAAGGGUGAAGAGGCGGGGAUGAAAGUCGUGGAAGAGAUGGUGAUUGCGAAGCUGGAGGGUGAGAAGAAGGAGAACAGGGAUGGCGAAGGGAAGGGUGAGCUCAAUGCCGAUGAAGCCGAAAAGAUCCAUGCGGCGGAAGCGGCCUAAUGUCUCGGUGUCUUAAAUCGGCUCGGUGUUCGGGUGUGGAUUUGGGCCUAGCAUUGUUCGUCUUAUUUUGGGAGUGUUCCCUUCAAGUGUUAGGUCCUGUUUCUCGUUUCUGAUUUCCUUUUUCUUGCUUCCUUUGGUUUCCGAGUUCUAUCUUUUCAAAAUGUUUUCCCUGCAGUUGCUAAAGACUAAGGGCUCCGGAUGACUACCCAUUGUGCGCUGUUAGACCCAUGCUGGAGUUUCUGGUUCCAACGAGACACUUUUUUUUUAACUUUCACAUCAUGCUAGACUCGCUUGCUCACAUAGAUCUUAGACAAAUCUGCGAUUUACGUUGCAUGGCAUAAGUGCUUUACCCCUUGA
Molecule: messenger RNA, 4299 nt
Organism: Coccidioides immitis RS
Lineage: Eukaryota; Fungi; Ascomycota; Eurotiomycetes; Onygenales; Onygenaceae
Product: SNF2 family helicase/ATPase
Exons: 1
Coding region: 514-3942 (1142 amino acids)
Cellular component (GO): nucleus
Molecular function (GO): chromatin binding; DNA binding; ATP binding
Source: RefSeq, a predicted model, not a curated record